Molecule: messenger RNA, 474 nt
Organism: Prunus armeniaca (apricot)
Lineage: Eukaryota; Viridiplantae; Streptophyta; Magnoliopsida; Rosales; Rosaceae
Source: the annotation of a GenBank genome assembly
AUGGGAAGCGAUAGCGAAGUAGAGAAGACGGCGCAAAAGGAGAGGGAGAGGAAGAAGAUGCAGGCUCUUGCUCCCAUAGCCAAACCCCUUGCCGGCAAGAAGCUCUGCAAGCGAACCCUCAAGCUUGUCCGCAGAGCUGCUGAGAACAAAUGCUUGAAGAGAGGAGUGAAGGAGGUAGUCAAAAGCAUAAGGCGAGGCCAAAAGGGGUUAUGUGUUAUUGCUGGGAACAUUUCUCCUAUUGAUGUGAUCACUCAUGUUCCAAUCUUGUGUGAAGAGGCUGAAAUUCCAUAUCUUUAUGUGCCCUCAAAAGAAGAUCUUGCAAAUGCAGGGGCCACCAAGAGGCCAACUUGCUGUCUUCUGGUGAUGACCAAGCCUUCCAAGGGGGAAUUAGGCCAAGAGGAACAAGAUAAACUAAAGGCAGAUUAUGACCAGGUUGUAGGAGAUGUUUCUGAACUUCAAUCCUCCCUUUUCUGA